Rotaria sordida is the source of this 210-nucleotide messenger RNA. The record is from the annotation of a GenBank genome assembly. NCBI's taxonomy places the organism in Eukaryota, Metazoa, Rotifera, Eurotatoria, Philodinida, Philodinidae.
AUGCUUUUAAUUGCUGUCGUCACAAAUAACAAUUCAAUUUCACAAGUUUAUGAACAAGAAAUAUUUACAAAUCUUUCAUCACUCAAUCAAGUUUAUUAUCUUGAAUUUGGUUAUGCACCAGUAGAUCCAGUAGGAUCUUUACCUUCAGUGCCAAAGGCACAUUUGCAUUUGAGUCGAUCAUCUCGUCAUCGUCAUCAAAAACGACAUUAA